This is a messenger RNA of Microdochium trichocladiopsis, 2112 nucleotides long. Its product is annotated as aspartic peptidase domain-containing protein. The record is from RefSeq and is a predicted model, not a curated record. Bases 362 to 1801 code for a protein of 479 amino acids. NCBI's taxonomy places the organism in Eukaryota, Fungi, Ascomycota, Sordariomycetes, Xylariales, Microdochiaceae. Gene Ontology annotation, biological process: proteolysis. The transcript has 4 exons. Gene Ontology annotation, molecular function: aspartic-type endopeptidase activity.
AUCGACAGCACCGUCUCAGGCACGGUACCUGAAAAGCAUCACAAUGACUCGAACAGAUUCUGGCUGUGCCACUGACGCGUAUAUUCGUCAAAUCUGCUGCUGUAUGACCUGAUUCCACUUCUCCCAUGCUUCGCAAGUGACCUCGUCGUGCUGGGGUGGCUUUGUACUUUGCAAUACUCUUCUUCUCUCUCAGGUGGCUGGAAUCACCUCUUUUUGCCAGGUCGACUUCCUGGAAAGUUCCCUCCCUUGGGUUUAUCCGCGCGAUAGAGAUCUGAGUUUCCCGCUGGCUGGAUAACCAGACGUGUCGUGGUAAGGGGCCUUGGUAUCAGAGAUUGGAAGCAGCAGUGAGAACUCGUCCUGGAUGUGGCCGACGAUGCGAACGUCAACCGCUGCACUUUUUGGCUUGCUUGCAAUUGUUACUGCACAUGUCGACAACAAGAACAGGCAAGGCCGUCAGCUCGUGUUUCCCAUUGUCCGUUCUAUCGAACAACCAACCCCAGAAUACGCCAGGCCAAGUAGACGACUCGAGAGUGUUAUUGUUGCAAAUCGUUCAGACAUUGCAUAUUACGCUCGUUUGACUUUUGGCACGCCUCCUCAACCACAAUUCGUGCUCCUCGACACCGGUUCCUACGAGCUCUGGGUCAAUCCAGACUGCACGGCCCUCAACAACGAGCUGGACGCACGAUUUUGCCAGGCACUUGGACGUUACAACGCUUCUGCCUCAUCGACGUCGCUCUCGCUGGGCGAGAGCAAGACUUUACAGUAUGGGAUAGGCAAUGCCACCUUCGUGUAUCACAAAGACACUGUGGGUGUCUCGAACUCAACAGAGUUGAGUUUGAACAACCUCCAGUUUGGGGUAGCCACGGAAACCGAGGAUGCUCCGUCAGGCAUUCUCGGCCUGGGCUACGGCAAAGAAGUAGCCACAAAGUAUCCCACCUUUAUCGAUCAGCUUGCUGAGCAAGGAACCACGAGUACGAAAGUUUUCAGCAUUGCGCUAGGGGGCAAGGAGGAGGAGGAGGGAACACUCAUGUUUGGUGGGCUCGAUGCUGGUAAAUUCAGUGGCAACCUGCAGACCCUGCCGAUCCUGCCGCCCUCGCAAUCGCCAGACCAGCGCCCGCGGUAUUGGAUAAACCUGAAGGCAAUCGGCUCGAGCUCAGAAGCAAGUAACGAGGCAAAGACGUACGAGGAGUCCCGCAACCUGACGGUGUUUCUCGAUACCGGGUCCACGAUGACCUUGUUGCCCAUGGCGCUGGCCAAGAGAAUCGCGGCCGACUUUGGUGGCAGCGAGCCUGACGACAAUGGCCAGUUCGUGGUUGACUGCGCAAUGGCACAGGCUGAGAGGACACUGGACUUUGCUUUUGAUGGGACCACGAUCCGUGUGCCAUACUCUGAGAUGAUCAGGGAGUUUGGCAUUGGCAUGGGCAGCGUGAAGUGUUAUCUGGGUGUUCGUGGCAGUGACGACUUUGUCUUGCUGGGCGGCUCAAUGUUGCGCUCAGCUUAUGUGGUUUUCGAUCAAACCAACAAUGCCAUCCACCUUGCGCAAUAUGUCAAUUGUGGCAGUCGUGCAGUUGAGAUCACUGCUGACUUUGACUUCAAGUCCACACGAGGCGAUUGCAGUCCGCUAUUGGCUACGGACCGACCCGAGGUGACUUCAGCUAUUGUCAGUGGCAAUACGCCUACGUCCUCAACAGCCAUCGGCCCGUCGGAAUCUGCUGUGAGCUCUGGCUCUCACUCAGAUAUCACGUUUCAGGGGUUGUGGCGGAUCAUAGCACUGGCAUGCGCCAUGAUAUUCUUACAUUGAAGGGGGCAGGAUGAGGGCUCUUCUAUCGAGGCCGACAUAUGUGUUCGUUGUGUCAUAGGUAUUGGUUACUCAAGGACCUUGUCGUCGUUUGCUCGUGGCGUUUUGCUGCUUUGGGCAAGCGAGACCAGGGGGCCCACUGGCUUAGAAGUGUCCAUGGGUGUCUGUCUGGAAUAGACACCAGCGUCUUCGGGGAUACCACAGGUGACUUUAGCGGUUUGGGGCUCCAUACUAUCGAGCAUUCACAAAUUGUCGAAUAACCGCUCGUGAACAACAGACGUCCAUAUGCAAAGUGAGUAUCAUCUGUUCCUCGG